AUGAAUCAUUCCGUUAACUUUCGCCUCGAUUCGACAGCUCGCCAAUUUCAGGCCAGAGACCCGAGCCCUUGGAACAAAGAGCAAGCAAGCACACUGAAGAAGACCGAGGCCUGCUUCGCUUCCCUGAUGAAAUUAGUCCAUCUGGUGGCAGCCGUGGCGAUGCUGCUCGUGGGUACCCUCCACGUGCUGAUGCAGCUUCUUGGCGCUGAAACUUUGGCGAGAGCUAAUUUGAAGUUAAAAGCCUGUUUGCCCUUUGACGGCGUGUUACUUCUCAUGACGGCUGAAGGAGAUUUCCAGCCGCCUGAUACUGUCGCUGGAAAGGCUUCGGCAACUCUCAGUGACACUUUAUUGCGAGCCCAGUGGCGAGGGCGGAUGACGCUCGCGGUGAAGUUGCAGUACCUUUGUGGGGAAAUCACAGAGCAUGCAACCGGGUUUGGCAUCAUGCCGCAAAACAUCGCGGAAAAGAUCCGCGAGAAGACACCUGGUGAGAACGGUCAGUUCGCUUCCGAUGGCCAUCAUCCAGAUACUCCUCAGGCAGCCCGAGAGCAGGCAUACUCAUCCAGGCGGUUCUACACCCCAGAUGAUGACGACGAGGGCGAGGGCGAGGAGCCCCCACUCCUGAGCAGUUCCGGACGCGGCAGCCGCUCUCAGGGCCUUCACGAGCGCGGUUCCGGACUCGACCCCUCGAGUUUGAGGCCCGCGCCAGCAGGGUCUCUCCCUCCAAACGUGGACACAUCCAGUUCCAUGCACGACAAACCAAACACAUCUUCCAUGGCGGCGUCCUCAGAGCGCCUCCGAGAGGACCCCUUCUUGACGGGCCGGAAGCUGGAGGCCUUCCCGGAAGCGGGUCCGCCUAUGUCUGCAGUGGAGCCGCAACGCUAUGACGAUCCACCAGCUUCGUCAAAGGGCGACCCACGGCCGCCGGAGGGCUCGCUUCCCAAUAAGUGGGAGUGGCCACCUUGGUGCCUCAACUUCAAGUCUCCGAACAUCGAGGUCUGGGUUUUCGAUGAUGACUGCAGCGUCGGCAGGUGGGUAGCCGCUCAACCGCAAAGCCGUGUUGUUGACAAGACCGGCCGCGAUGCAUACCUUUGCGCCGAGUAUCUGUGGGAUGGCGAGUACUAUGUCCAGGACUUCGGACCCCAACAUGUCCGGAAGAAGGGCGAGUCAAGAACCGUUUGGCAGGCACUCACGCAGUCCGAGCCGUACGGAAGCGCAGAGCUGGACGCCACGAAGGUCUUCAAGAAAAAAGAUGAGGACGACAGCCUAAUGGACACCAAGGUCUUCAAUGGAAAGAAGGGGAAUCCUGGGCGCGAUAUGGGAGGCCAGUCGCGUGGUCCGAGAAUCAUUUUUGGCAUUUGGACUCAACAUGGUGUUCAUUCUCUCAGAGUUGGCACAUUUUCUUGUUGA
Symbiodinium sp. CCMP2592 is the source of this 1407-nucleotide messenger RNA. NCBI's taxonomy places the organism in Eukaryota, Dinophyceae, Suessiales, Symbiodiniaceae. The record is from the annotation of a GenBank genome assembly.